Messenger RNA from Candidozyma pseudohaemuli, 2019 nucleotides. RefSeq lists its product as uncharacterized. Lineage: Eukaryota; Fungi; Ascomycota; Pichiomycetes; Serinales; Metschnikowiaceae. Gene Ontology annotation, cellular component: endosome; vacuolar membrane. Gene Ontology annotation, biological process: transmembrane transport; intracellular iron ion homeostasis. The transcript is spliced from 2 exons. Bases 1 to 2019 code for a protein of 672 amino acids. Gene Ontology annotation, molecular function: siderophore-iron transmembrane transporter activity. The record is from RefSeq and is a predicted model, not a curated record.
AUGAAUGAUAUAAAGGCUUCCUCCAUCCUGGAAAAACCAGAAAACAAUAAGUUUCAAGAAAUGGACGACCCAAAAACGAACAGCUACGUAUUUGAGGGUUUCGAAUCGAGGCUGUCUCAGAACUCCUCAGAACCAAAGGAAGCCCCAGUGGCUGAAAAGUCGUUAGGAAUCCGGAAAGCAGAGCUUAUCAUCUCACAAUUAGAUGGCUACUGGCACAAAGGCCUCUACUUCUUCUUCAUUUUCAUUGGAAUGUACAUCACCACUGUCGAUAAUUACACCAUCAACAUCUUCAUUGGGUACGCUACAAACUCAUACAAGCAACACUCACUCAUGGCCACAAUCGGCACAAUUGGAGCUGUUGCGUCUGCUGCCUCAAUGCCAUUCUUUGCCAGGGCCGCUGAUGUCUUUGGAAGGCUUGAGUUGUUUGUAGUGGCCAUGAUAUGCAAGGUCAUGGGAAUCAUCAUACAAUCACAGGCUUUGGAUGUUCAGAGAUACGCAGCUGGAGCUGUGUUUUAUGCUUUUGUGAGCUCAGGAACUGUGAUUGUCUGGCAGCUUUGUGUUUCAGAUGCUUCCACGUUGAAGUGGAGAUUAAUGGCACUAGCUCCUAUGUGUAUGCCAGUCAUCAUCAACACAUGGUCAGUGGGUGAUAUCACGGACCAGCUUUUGAAAAGACACGGGUGGGAGUUUGGUAUCACUCUCUGGGCAUUCACCACACCUCUUGUCUGCUUGCCUUAUAUGCUUACCCACCUCCAUUUGAUGUGGAAAGCUAGGAAGACAUCAACAUGGACACAGAUUGCAAAUGAGAAAAGACAGAAAUUCCUCGACGACAGCCCUACGGCCAAACGGUAUCACGAUAAUAUGCUUGCCAGUACAACAUGGCUGGAGAAGUUUGUGGCAAGAUUGAAGUUCAUCUCCAUCCACGUUGCUAAGAAAUUGGUGGUUAUUCUAUGGGAAAUGGACUUUAUUGGAUUCCUUUUGUUGGCAGUAAUUCUCGGUCUUCUUUUGGUACCCUUGACUCUUGCUGGAGGUGACCAUUCUAAGUGGCAGCAAGCAUCCACGAUUGUUCCACUUGUGAUGGGGUUCGUUACCAUCCCGAUUUUUGUGCUUUGGGAAAGUAAGCUUACAAAAAAGCCGAUGCUUCCAUUUGCAGUGAUGAAGGACCGUGGAGUGUGGGCAGCAUUGUGUGUCGGUCUUUUCAGCACACUUAUCACAUUUAUGCCCGGAAGCUUUGCCUACCCUGUUUUGCUUGUUGGCAUGAACGCUUCGGUUAAAAUUGCUACAAGAACAGCUGGAUUGAACCAGUUCACGGAAGGCAUCACCGUUCCAGUUCUCGGGCUCAUAUUGACAAAAGUCAAAAGGGCUAAGGUUUUCAUCAUCUUGGGCAACUUCAUCAUGUUCAUUGCUAUGGGCUUGUUUGUGCAUUUCAGAGGUUCAAACGAUGGUAUCAGAGAUAAGUACUACCGAGACGGUGUCGCUAUUGCAAUGUGUAUCUCUGGAGUUGCUCUGGCAACCUUCUACAGGCUCACGUCUUAUAUGGCUCCUGUGACUUCCAUCUUUGCUACAUCGUACACUAUUGGUAUAGCCUUUGCGAAAAGCAUUUCGGGUGCAAUUUGGACACAGGAAAUGCUAGGGGAGAUCACCACCAGAAUGAUCAAUUUGAAUGUCGAUCCCAGUCUAGCGAUGAUUGCCUACGGUUCACCAUAUGACUUCAUUGUUGAGUACCAAUGGGGCUCACCAGAAAGGAUUGCAGUCAGUACGGCCUAUGCUGCAAUACAGAGGAAACUUUCCAUUGUUGGGCUCUGCCUUUGCGUUCCUAUCCUUGUUUUCAUUCUUCUCUUGAGGAACCAUAAAUUGGUGGACUCCCAAAAUAUGGACGAUGAGAAGCAAAAGCUGCAGAAUGCUGACUAUGAGAAAAACGCAGCCGAGCGGGAAAAGUCUCAGAUCAUUUUCAAGGAUGACGAAGACCCCAUCCUCAAUUUCCUUAGGAGGCCACUUGGCUCUUUGAAUUUGGGAAAAUGA